Molecule: messenger RNA, 1269 nt
Organism: Euleptes europaea (tarantolino)
Lineage: Eukaryota; Metazoa; Chordata; Lepidosauria; Squamata; Sphaerodactylidae
Gene: RTN4RL2
Product: reticulon 4 receptor like 2
Exons: 2
Coding region: 55-1248 (397 amino acids)
Cellular component (GO): plasma membrane
Molecular function (GO): protein binding
Source: RefSeq, a predicted model, not a curated record
GCUCCUGUACUCCUGAUCCUGUUGGCCACACCUCUGGGAGCUCCCACAUGUCCAAUGCUCUGCACCUGCUACUUUCCUCCACCCACCGUCAGCUGCCAGGCCAAUAACUUCUCCUCUGUGCCACGGGUUCUGCCACCCAAUGCUCAGCGCCUCUUUCUGCAAAACAAUCUGAUAGGGACCCUGCGAGCUGGCGUGUUUGGGCACAGCCUUGUCACCCUCUGGCUUUAUUCUAACAAUAUCUCCUCCAUCCAGUCUGGCACCUUCCGCCAUCUGCAGGCUCUUGAAGAACUGGAUCUUGGGGACAAUCGCAAUUUGCGCACCCUUGACCCGGAUACUUUCCAUGGGUUGGAACGGUUGCAGUCUCUGCACCUGUACCGUUGUCAGCUCAGCAGCCUACCAAAUACCAUAUUCCGCAACCUCUUCAGCCUCCAAUACCUCUAUCUUCAAGAGAACAAUCUGCUCUGUCUGCAGGAUGACCUUUUUGUGGACUUGGCUAACCUGAGCCACCUUUUUCUGCACGGCAACAAGAUUUGGCAGCUCUCUGAGAAUGUCUUCCGGGGCCUAUCUGGAUUAGACCGCUUGUUGCUACACAUGAAUCGCCUGCACACAAUUCCUACUUGGGCCUUUCGUGACUUGCGCAAGCUUACCAUUCUGUACUUGUUUAACAACAGCCUGACAACCGUGUCUGGGGAAACACUCUCAAACUUGCCCUCACUGGAGUUCCUGCGCCUCAACAGCAACCCAUGGGCCUGUGAUUGCCGCGCCCGUUCCCUCUGGGUCUGGUUCCAGCAUACACGCGUCUCCACCUCAGAUGUCAUAUGUGCAUCUCCUGCAGAGCGCAAGGGACGUGACAUGCGUUACCUGAAAGAAUCUGUAUUUCAGGACUGUCCUCUGACCAAUCACCACUCUGUUGGAUUUGACUGGGGUUGUAGGCCUGAGUGGGAGAAUGGGGCAAUUCAUCCCCAUCCCAAUGGCUCAUCCAAUCACCUCUAUGGCCUGGGAGGGUCACCACCUGCUGAUCCUUCCUCCUUUUACAGAGAUGUGCCAGCCAAUGACAUUCGAAGUCCCAAGUAUGAUCCACCUACAGAAGAUGACUAUUGGGGGAGCUACGGCAGUGAAGAAGGAGGGCAGCUUAAAAAGGGAUGUUCAGGACCUGGUUGCUCCUCCCUGGACUCCGGAGCUAUCAGGAUUGGUUUUCUGUCCCUUCUUCCCUGCCUACUGAUGCUAUUGGGACCUUCCUGGUUUUGAUAACAGGGUGGCUGUUCUGCU